Molecule: messenger RNA, 829 nt
Organism: Lycium ferocissimum
Lineage: Eukaryota; Viridiplantae; Streptophyta; Magnoliopsida; Solanales; Solanaceae
Exons: 3
Coding region: 16-609 (197 amino acids)
Molecular function (GO): protein binding
Source: RefSeq, a predicted model, not a curated record
CUGAAUAAUGGAUUGAUGUUGUUUCCGAAUUAUCGGUUGGAAACGGGUGAGGGGCUUGAAGUUGAGGAAGAGAAACACACGAGGGCGGUGGAGCUGGUGGUUGACGGCGGUGGAAGUGAUGGACACGGUAGAGGAAAGAAAUGUGGUGGUGGAGGUGGUGAUGAUUCUAAUGGUGGAAAUGGUGAUGGUUUUGAGUGGGAUUCAAAUCAUGGGAGUGAUAGUACUGAUUUGUAUUACAAAAAGAUGAUUCAAGCUAAUCCUGGGAAUUCAAUGCUUCUUGGAAAUUAUGCAAGAUUCUUGAAAGAGGUCCGUGGAAACUUGGUGAAAGCAGAAGAAUAUAGUGGGAGAGCAGUUUUGGCAAAUCCAAGUGAUGGAAAUGUACUUUCAUUAUAUGCUGAUUUAAUUUGGAGAUCCCAUAAAGAUGCCCCUCGUGCUCAAAACUACUUUGAGAAAGCUGUUAAAGCUGCACCAGACGAUUGUUAUGUGUUGGCCUCCUAUGCACAUUUUCUUUGGGAAGCAGAGGAUGAAGAGGAAGAAAAAGAACAAGAACAGAGACAAGAUCAAAUGAGCCAUAAUAUUAACUUAUCAGAACCUAGUUUCUUCAUAUAACUCACCCCAUCUAAGUUUAAUGUCUCUAUAUAUGUUAUAGCAAAAUAUAAUUAACCUUCUAACAAUUUUUUGUUUUCUGUAUAGCUUUCACCCUUUUGGGGUUUCUUUUUGUAACCUUUCAUUUCCCCUGGCUACUAAAGCAUUUUGAAUAAGUAUAGUUGUCGCUCUUUCUUGGCUAGAUUGUAAUUAAGAAUGAAAUGAAAUUAUGUUCAUGGAAAAA